AUGUGGGGCGGUGACAUGCGCGAGGGGAAAACAUCGAAUAUCGAACUCGAUGUGAUCUACAAAGCGUACCUCCCUAAGAAACGGAUCGUUCCGUCGGACACGAUGGUGCACCUUGAUUGGAAACGCGCGCAGCAACUCAAGGCAAAGGUGCACCGUCACGGCGUGGUGUAUUUCCCCAUCUUCAUUAUGAAGCACUGGAUCGCAGGGCUUUUGGAGAAAGGAACGCGGGACUCAGCAGAAAUACAGCUGAGAAUCCUCGACUCCGCACCUUCUCCCAUAGUGGAAGAAAAACUGCGUAAGCACUUUCAUAUGGUCUGGCCAGCUUUGCGUUUGGUGAAUGAAUUUUCACCACGUCAGGAACGCUAUAGCGACGACUGCGGUUUGUACAUGUCUGCCGUAUUUUUCGGCGCUCAUCUGGACAUACAAAUCGACCAUAGCCACGACAUGGCAAAGUGCAUGCGGCGCCUGCUGUACGCGGCGUCGAAACACCACCCGCCACGCGAAUAUUUCCUCGAGAAAAUGAGGAAAAUUCUGACAAACCGCCCGGUGUCACGGAAAGAUUUCUUUUACAACGAAAUCGAGCACAAGCCGUGGUUGAAGAAAACCACGGUGAACCGUGAGGACACUUUUCACUUGGGUGGUGGCGAAAGGCGCGCAACGAAAUCCACGAACCCGAAACGGGAUUCCAGGCGCGCAAACCAGCCGAAAGCACGUGCUCCAAAGCCACCUCCUCGGCAAAAGAAAAGGGAGGAAACGGUGCGCACAAAGAUGGACCGGGCUGAGCGCACAAAGCGCAAGCCACAGACGCCUGUACCCGCGUCAAAAGCACCUUCCCGUAAACGUCCGGAGAGAUCCGCAAUGGAUGCCCCACUCCCACGGCGAAAGGCCGCGAGGAAAAGUGACAGGAGAACACCCGCGAGUUCCUCAGGUAGAUCCGCAACAGGUAGGAAUGGAAACAAAACACGCUCUCUAAACUCGAGCGAAUUUCCAUCCGAGGAUGAGGAUCUGCCGGUGAUCGACCUCCCGUGGAGGAAGAAAAACUCCGUCACACGUACGCCUGAGCAUGCGCCAAACGACGCCACGGUGAGCUCAGAAGGCAUUAUCCCGACGAACGUGUCACCACACGUUCAGCAUGGGAAAUGCAUUUCUGAGUGGACAGAAAUCACCCUCGCGGAGGCGAACAAACAUGCCAGAAAGGUGUACGAAGCAGUCCUGGAUCACCUGUGGGCUGCGACGGCUCUGGCGCGAGUCGGCGAUGGUGUGGCACACGGUCUGACCGACACAGCGGUGGGACAGCAACGCGUGAGGCACAAGCUGACACCACUGCAGCCUUACAGCGUCCAAGAGAUGCUGAAGCUUCUCCGAAAAAACAUCCACAUGGUCGAUGCCUCGCCGACCGACCCGAAUGGGGUGACCUUUCGAGAAGAAAACCGAAGCGAGGAGGUGACCCUCGACUCCUCAAUCGACGAACUGUACCUUGUCCGUGGACCGUCGUUACCGACAUUAUACGACGUGAUUAAAGGAUACAGGUUUCUGCUUGGCGCAUGUCUCCGUGAGGCGCCGGAAGAUAUGAAUGGCGUGCGCUAUCCGAGUCAUUACGUUCUCACAAAGGACGCCUCGGAGGCAACGGUGGGAGUCUACGUUCCAGCGACGUGGACGCACUACCAAUCGUCGAAGAGACAGCGUGCCCCACGUCACGCGUUACGAUACAUUCCUCUUCCGCGAAGUGCGGCAUCAGAGGCACACCAGGAUCCGUCCGAUAGUCAACGGCCGCGCCUGGUGAAGAGAAAAAGAUGGCCAGGCGACGGCGCCGGAAGGGACCCGCUCCAAGAGGACGAGGAGGACGGCGCGACGUACAGGACUCCAGGAAACCAGAAAGGUGAUGGAUAUGCGGACGUCGACGCGAACAUCUCGACAGAGGCAAUGCGCGCUCUCGAAAGCCUCCGCUCCAAUCCUUUAAACAUGCAGGGCAGGCCUCUUUCGCAAAAAGAAGAGGCAGAGGUCUGCCCGAGAAACUGGUUCCUCUUCGCCGCGAAACCGCCACACAUCUCACAGCUGGCAUGGAGUCUUGUGCGGCCCGACACUCGCGCACACCACUUGCGAUGGUUGACGCGAAUCAAGUCGAUGAACUCGGAACAGAUGCUCAUGCGCUUUCCGGCGGCAUGCAUCGACUUGAUUCUGUCGACCGCAAGGGCCCGCAAAUGGAAGUGGGCAACCACCGCGAAGGCCUUUGCCGCGGUGGCGGGUGCGCUGCGAGACCUGCCGCUCUACUCGACGCAGGCGCGGGGUAUUCGCCUUCAGGACGAUCCCGAGUGGCGAAGCGCUUUUGGCACGGUGCAGCGCUACAUGAAGGAGUCGGUGCCGGAUGCGCCUCCCUUCGUUUCGCGUCAACAGGUCGAGAGGAUCUCCAAACGGCUCCGGUUAGGCCAUCCACGCGCCGCGCUGUUCCUCGCCAUGAUGUGGGGAUUCGCAGCGCGAGCGUGCGACAUUUCCACGCUGCGAGCGAAGGACGUGACGCUUUUCCCGGGAACAUCGACGGAUACAUACGUGAAGGUCACGCUGACGAUCCGCAAGGGAAAGGGUGCCAAAACACGUGGCCCGUACCCGGUCCCGUCGAUGCUGACGAGGGACCUCGCAGCGACACUGCAGGAGAUGCUGGUCCAGAAGAAACCAUCCGAGGAGCUCUUUGCACCACACGGAGGAGCUGCGGGCACUGAUCGCCCAGGAGGUGCGAACAGAGAUGCGAGGUGCACAGCUGCCCUCGAUCCGGAAAGGCGCGCUCCGUUGUAUGGCGGAAGCGGGUGUCCCGUUGAAGGACCUGAUGAUGAUUUCCGGGCACGCGAAGCAGGCCACGCUGCUGCGCUAUCUUGGGUAUGGCCAGCAGCCUACGGUGGAGGCCGAGACCGCAAGGGACAACGCCGGAAGAGCGCUAUUCCAGACCCUCUAGAGGCGGCGGCAUCCGUGUUCCGUUUCCGAUCGCAAGAGUCAUCGUGUGCGAAUCUCGGAAUCGCACCACAGGAGGUGGCGGCCAUGGUGGACCAGAUGUCCGGUUUCAUCCAAGUGCUGACGGAGCGACCGGCACUCGUGAAGCAGUGGCCGCUGCACCUGAAACGGAACACACCACUGGACAUGGAUACCGUGCUCGCGAUGCCGACAAAACGCGCCUCAACGAAGCGGUUUCUCCAGCGAAUCCAGUGCUUUCUGGAUCCCUCCUUCUACGAUGGGUUGCGGACGUCGAGGACCAUCAAAAAGUGCGUGCUCACAACGGCGGAGAUCCAACAGGCGGUCGAGAUGGGCAAGUUCGAACCGUGCCCGAUCAGCGACAUCGGCGCCCAGGUGCAAUUGCCAGAGGGCAUGCACGGCGUGAACGUCUUCACGGUGCCGGAGCUGAAGGGACGACGACGCCUCAUCACGGAGCCCCUGCUGAACCGCGUGAUUCCCAAACAUCACGUCCCGCGCGUCCACUACGACACGCGCCUCGGAAGACGACAGCGGCUGCGAUACGCCCGUUACAUGCUACAGAUCGACUUCGAAGCUUAUUACGACGCUAUCCCGAUCGCGGCGACACUCCGUAACAAGUUCGUUUUUCGAGCCAGGCAUGACGGGCGAUACUACCGUCUUCGUACUCUCCCGACCGGUGCGCGGUGGAGCGUUGCCGUCGGCCAGGCGGUGACGUGGACGAUUGUGGACAUCGACACGCCCGUCACCAUCACCACGCUCAUCGACAACAUUCUCGUGGCCGCACGCGAAGGUCAGGAGCGUGAGUUUGUGCUCGCGGUGCGCACGAUCGUCGCACGCAUCAAGGCGGCGAACCUGAUGACGUCACCCAACCGGGACGAGCUGGAGGCGAUGUCGGACGAGGAAACCCUGCAGCUGGCGAGUGCCAACACCGUUUUCCUCGGCGAGGAAUACACAUGGAAUGGCCGUGAGCGUCUGAUCCGCAACUCGGUGAAGACGGUGGCGAAGCUGAAGCUUGCGCUCCAAAAGACCAGCCACACCAUACGCAGUCUGGCCUCGCUGAUCUCGCUGAUCUUCUUCGCGCUCCACACCACGCAAAUGAACCCCGCACGGGCAUUCAAGCUGCUGAGAGCCUACCGAGGCAUAUACCGGCUGACGUUCCGCGGGUACGACUGGGAUGACGCGGUGCCGUACAUCGACUCCUCCGUGGCGCGAUCGCUGCAGGAGAUCGGCGGCGCACUGGUGCAGAAUCCGUGGUGGAAAAUCUCGGACGAGAGACACCCAACGACGGAUGAAGCGACCUAUGACGCGGUGGCCUUCACCGACGCGUCGCUGGAGGGCUGGGGUGCUGUGCUUCACCUCCGCGACGCGGGCGCCACAGAAAUGUGGACCUAUCGGCAGCGCUGGACCGAGGACCUGGAACGGCAACUCGGCGGCGACGACGGCGAGGCGGAACGCGUCCUCGAAAAACUGCGCCAGUACCAGCUGCGUCGCCGCGUCCGGUCGGGUGGCCGGUUCGAGGACCCAGACCUGCAGGCGGACCGCUUCCAGGCGCGGUACUCGGCACACGCGGAACCACGCGCGGCUCAACUAAUGCUGCGACACCUGGUGGAGCACCACAGGGUGCCCAACGGAGCGCGAAUCGCGCUUGCCACGGACCACCGUGCGAUUGUCAUUGCGCAGAAACACCUGAACGGUUUCGGCGGCAUUGGCAGAGGCUACGCCUUGAACAAACUUUUCGAGUACACCUACGACCUCUGGUACAACAGAGGGAUCGACGUAGUCUUUUUCUACGUCGAGGGUGCGCGGAAUCCGGCGGACGCCUACUCGCGACACUUCGGGGUGGACGCGACAGGGUCGCUGGAGGUUCACCGGGUUGAACCGUUUGGCGUGCCGUUCCUCCGGCACAUGUGGUGUCCGCUAUGUGAAGAGCGGCGCCGCGAGGAGGGCGGCGAGAUAUGA
This is a messenger RNA of Leishmania braziliensis MHOM/BR/75/M2904, 4920 nucleotides long. Its product is annotated as TATE DNA transposons. Lineage: Eukaryota; Euglenozoa; Kinetoplastea; Trypanosomatida; Trypanosomatidae. The record is from RefSeq and is a predicted model, not a curated record. Gene Ontology annotation, molecular function: DNA binding. Gene Ontology annotation, biological process: DNA recombination; DNA integration.